CCAUUCAUUCGGGCAAUCGGGGGAAUCGCAAACGUUCGAACAGCGACGAACAGCGAGUUUAAACACAGAGACUCUCGUUCAGAACAUUUCCAUACUCCGACUUUGGAACCUCUGUUCCCGACUGUUCUCUCGACGCUGCCAUACCGAUUCGAUCGAAUCCGCGCUGAAGCUAGCUAGCCACCGACCAACGUUGCGCCUUAGACGCCGAACUCCGCGAGCGAACGGUAUACUCGAGCUCGCAACCAUCGGAUCGGAUCGACCUCGACCUACCCUGUCCAUAUUCACAGCACCACAUCAACGAGUUGUCUAUUAGGCUACAGAUCAGUAGUAUUGAGCAUCAGAUUAGCGAGACGAAAGCAUGGCUACCACUCCAGCCGAUGAGCUCAAAGGCUUUGACACGAGCAAGCUGGAGACCGAAGAUGACGAUUCGGCUCCCGCUGUCGUACCCGAGACUGGAGGAGGAGAGAGCAAAGUGAAGGUCAUCCUCGGUUUAUUGAAGAAGUUGAUCGGUGUGUCCGAUGUUGCAAACCUACGACUCUCGCUCCCGGCUUCUCUGCUCGAGCCGAUCCCUAAUCUGGAAUACUGGCAUUACGCCGACCGACCCGAUAUCUUUGCCAGUAUGGGAGACUCCCCGGACGAGCUGGAGAGGAUGUUGUCCGUCAUGCGGUAUAGCUUUUCGAACCAGCUCAAGUUUGUCAGGUACAAGAUCGGGAAACCCUACAACUCCACCCUUGGCGAACACUUUCAAUGCAACUGGUCUUUGUCACCUGUUACCUUUGAUCCAAAGACAAAGGCACCCGUGAUCAACGCCUACAAGUUUGAUCCGAGCACGAACGGUGGAGAGCGAGAGUUGGUCGCGAUGAGCGCGAUGAGUACGCCUAUGGUUGCGGCUGUCGAGACUGGAGACGAUGUCUCGGUCAGGUCUCUUGGAUCUCCAUCUCAGACAGCCUCAGGUAACGCAGGCUCGAAGAUCCUCCCGACGCCGUCCAAGUUGAAGCUCGGUCGAGCAUUCUCGGCUAGGUCUUCGACUGAGAUUGCCGCGGUCAAGGAUAUGGAAAAGGCCGUAGCAGGGAUGACGAUCCGGGACAAGGACGAGAAAGUCGAGGUCGUUUACUUGACGGAACAAGUCUCGCACCAUCCUCCUAUCAGCUCGGCAUACUACUGUUGCCCUCAGCGAGGUGUCGAAAUGUCUUGCGUUGAUCAGAUCUCGGCCAAAGUAUCUUUCCCAUGCGUGCAAAUUACCCCCGGCUCUGCCAACCAAGGACUGUUUAUCAAGCUAUCCGACCCAUCACCAGGAGCUGGCGAAACGUAUCAAAUUACUCAUCCGAUCGCUCAGGUCAACGGAAUCAUGCGUGGGCAGUACUAUGGCACCAUCAGCGACAAGACGGUCAUCACGUGCACUAGCGACAAACCAGGCUUGAGAUUGAAAGCGAUCACUGAGUAUAAGGAUGAGUCUUGGUUGGGCAAGCCAAAGUUUGCGCUUGAAGGUAUCGUCUUCCAGUACGACCCGAGCAAAGCAGACGAGGUCGCCUGGAGCAAGAUCAAGAGCGUGCCCUCUGACCGGAUAUUGGGCAACUAUGAAGGGUCGUGGCGGAAACAGAUCAAGUGGAGGCGAAAGGGUGAAAAGGAAUGGCGUAUCAUCAUUGACAUGGACGAGCUUGAUCUGGUGCCUAAGGACGUCCGACCGCUUGAGGAACAGACCGAGCGGGAGAGUCGGAAUCUGUGGAGGGAAGUCACGGGACAUAUCGUGGGCAAGAACUGGGGCGAAGCCACGCGGGAGAAGCAAAUCAUCGAACAGGCUCAACGUGAUCGAUCUCACGAGAUGAAGCAACAGGGUCGAACCCACAUCCCGACCUACUUUGAGCAAGACAUUUCCUCUGGACAACCCAAGCUUUCUGAGCAGGGGAGACAGACCAUACAACAAGAGCUCGCGAGGGCACGACGACACGCUGCAUGACCUAGACCGGGUAGCACCUCUGCUCCUCGACGAUGACGACGGAUCCCGCUUGCAGUCUAUAUAUAAUAACCAUUCUCGGUCAAGUGAUCUUGUUCCUCGGAUCGUGUAGUCAAUACCUUGAACGCUCAUGUCUGGAUCCAUGAUUUCCUGUACGCAUGUAGACAAGAUU
This is a messenger RNA of Filobasidium floriforme, 2126 nucleotides long. RefSeq lists its product as uncharacterized. The record is from RefSeq and is a predicted model, not a curated record. Gene Ontology annotation, molecular function: sterol binding. Gene Ontology annotation, cellular component: membrane; cytosol; intracellular membrane-bounded organelle. Lineage: Eukaryota; Fungi; Basidiomycota; Tremellomycetes; Filobasidiales; Filobasidiaceae. Gene Ontology annotation, biological process: piecemeal microautophagy of the nucleus; maintenance of cell polarity; exocytosis. The transcript is spliced from 15 exons. Bases 359 to 1957 code for a protein of 532 amino acids.